AUGACAAGACUGACAUCCAAACUAAACUUUUUGAAGGAUCGCCGUAGUCAGUUUACAAAUGAACUCCAAAACAUGAAUAAAGGAAAGGGAUUCGAACUUCAGCUACCACCUCCAUCUCCAAACAAGUCUCGAGGAUUUGACUUUCACAUAUCACUUAGAUCCCCAAGGUCUCGAGGAAACGAACAUCAGUCGCCACAUCUAUCCCCCAAUAAGUCUCGAGGGUGUGAUUUUUACAUACCUCUUUUAACUCCUAGUAGGUCUCGGGGAUCUGAAAAUCAUUCUCCAUCAAUCUCUGAGAAAGUUAGAGGCAAUGAAGAUCAUUCACUUCGAUAUUCAGAGAAACCAAGAAAAUCAGAUAGCCAGCUUUGUCAUUCUCCAUCAAUCUCUGAGAAUGUUAGAGGCAAUGAAGAUCACUCACUUCGAUAUGAGAAACCGAGAAAAUCAGAUAGCCAGCAAUAUCAUUCUCCAUAUUACUCAGAUAGUCAGAAUGAAUUUUCACAACAAUACUUAAAAAGAGGAAGGUCGGCAAGGCAUAAUGUUGAUUAA
Molecule: messenger RNA, 546 nt
Organism: Vicia faba (fava bean)
Lineage: Eukaryota; Viridiplantae; Streptophyta; Magnoliopsida; Fabales; Fabaceae
Source: the annotation of a GenBank genome assembly